This is a messenger RNA of Cotesia congregata, 540 nucleotides long. The record is from the annotation of a GenBank genome assembly. NCBI's taxonomy places the organism in Eukaryota, Metazoa, Arthropoda, Insecta, Hymenoptera, Braconidae.
GGUGGAUUAUUCAGUUAUUUUCGUAAUUUACUCGGCAGUCGUGAAAUGAGAAUUCUUAUACUAGGUCUUGAUGGUGCUGGUAAAACGACAAUACUCUACAGACUCCAAGUUGGUGAGGUGGUAACAACAAUACCAACAAUUGGAUUUAAUGUUGAACAAGUAACUUAUAAAAAUCUUAAAUUCCAAGUAUGGGAUCUUGGCGGUCAAACUAGCAUACGACCUUACUGGAGAUGUUAUUAUUCAAACACAGACGCAGUAAUAUACGUCGUAGACUCAGCAGAUAGAGAUAGAAUAGGAAUAUCCAAAGAUGAACUGCUUUACAUGCUCCGGGAAGACGAAUUACAAGGAGCAAUCUUAGUAGUAUUAGCAAAUAAACAGGACAUGCCAGGAUGUCUGAGUGUCGCGGAAGUCCACCAGGCACUAGGAUUAGACGCAUUAAAAAAUCGUACAUUUCAAAUAUUCAAAACAUCAGCCAAAAAAGGCGAGGGUCUGGACCAGGCCAUGGACUGGCUGGCAAAUGCACUGCAGAGUCGAAAAUAA